GGUACACAGAUUUAUACAAACCGUAAACGUACUUGGAUUGGGACAUUCAAAUCAGAGUUCGAAGCGGGUAAGGCUUAUGAUGCUGCUGCUGUUAAGCUUCGGAAAAAGCGAAGAUUCACCUCGGAACUGUCCAGUGACCAGUAGUACUCUAGCCUCGUUGGAACCUGAUUUCCAGAAACUGUUGACGAUAGAUGAAAUAAAGAGUAUGCUCAAGGAUGGAUCGUAUCAGACAAAGCUGUAUGAAUUUGCCAACUCUUGUUCACCUGGUUUGAGUCUGAGCUUGGGAAGUGCUGCUGCUAUGGAUGGAGAUGUAAAGUACCAACAGCUGUUUCGGAAAGCACUAACUCCGAGCGACGUGGAAAAGCUCAACAGGCUUGUGAUUCCUAAAAGGUUUGCUGAAAAGUACUUCCCCGAAGUUUCGAAAGAAGAAAAGGUUCCUGGUUUGAUAGAUGCGAUUCAACUGUCAUUCUUUGACAGGGAGAUGGAGUCUUGGAAUUUCCGAUACUGCUACUGGAGAUCUAGCCAAAGUUAUGUGUUCACCAAAGGUUGGAUCCGAUUUGUUAAAGAAAAGAAAUUGAAGGCGACGGAUGUGGUUACGUUCUAUAAGUGUGAGUGUCAAAAUGGGGCGCAGAAAGCGUUUUACAUGAUUGACGUAGCAUCGUCUGUUGCACCUGAGAGUAACGGUGGUGGUUUUGCUGGGGGCUUUGAUACAGAUGCUGGAAAUAGACUAGAUUUACAAUUAUGCCUUGGCCAGAUUACUGUUACUGAAAGUGGAUCAUCGGAUAGAACUAUCAAACUAAGGCAACAAAAGGAAGUUGCGCCACCACAACCAGAGGAGGUGCAGAAAAAGGCCGUCAGACUUUUUGGUGUAAACAUUAGUUAACGAUUACGAGGAAUUGUGUGGUUUUGGUGUGUAAUUCUGCAAAUUUCUCUUUUGGAUUUCUAGGAAAUUAGACAGAUAAAAACAUCAUUACCAAUUUGUAUUUCUCUUUAACUUGUUCUGGGUACCAUGUGUAGGCAUUUCUACUUCUGUUUAUAUUGAGAUAACGAAGUUGUAGUAUUAACUAAUAGCCAACAUUCUUUAAGUUUCUGAUCAGUCUCACUGAAGUAUAGAAUAUAUACAAGGCACAUAUCAAUUUGAUAGCAGUACUGCAAUAUUACUAGUGCUCCUGAUGAUAUGUCAUAGAUUCAACAGUACUAAAGUACUCCCAAUACUAUUCACUAAACAAGAUUGCACUGAAGUUUGAACUUAACAACUUAAGAAGUACUGCUUGUACUUGUACCAGUACAAAUAUCAGUUUAACUUAAUCUUCUGCAAUCAGUCCUAAACUGACCCGAAGUCCCUGCAAGUACAUUUGUCAAUCAAAGCUUCAUAAAUGCAGAAGCAAAGACUUGGAAAGAGUUGUUUUGAUUAUCGGAAGCGAUUUAACGAUGUAUGAUAUUUUUGGGUCCUUUGAGAUGCUCGAGUUGAUGCCAGAUAAACCCCUGCCAUAAUGAUAUCUUGGUAGUACUGGUUAUCAGAGGGUAGGGGAGUUGUAUCAUUAGGCGCAUAUCAGCUUGAGUUAUAUCAUUAGGUGAAA
This is a messenger RNA of Papaver somniferum (opium poppy), 1580 nucleotides long. RefSeq names its product AP2/ERF and B3 domain-containing transcription factor At1g50680-like. Lineage: Eukaryota; Viridiplantae; Streptophyta; Magnoliopsida; Ranunculales; Papaveraceae. Bases 77 to 883 code for a protein of 268 amino acids. Gene Ontology annotation, molecular function: DNA-binding transcription factor activity; DNA binding. The transcript has a single exon. The record is from RefSeq and is a predicted model, not a curated record.